Molecule: messenger RNA, 4500 nt
Organism: Malaya genurostris
Lineage: Eukaryota; Metazoa; Arthropoda; Insecta; Diptera; Culicidae
Gene: TfAP-2
Product: transcription factor AP-2-epsilon
Exons: 10
Coding region: 1721-3145 (474 amino acids)
Biological process (GO): regulation of transcription by RNA polymerase II; regulation of cell population proliferation; anatomical structure development
Cellular component (GO): nucleus
Molecular function (GO): RNA polymerase II transcription regulatory region sequence-specific DNA binding; DNA-binding transcription factor activity, RNA polymerase II-specific
Source: RefSeq, a predicted model, not a curated record
UUUUACAGGCGCCGAAUACCCUGAAGCUUCACCUGAAACUCACCAGUUCCAAUCUAUCGAUUGCGCAGACCAAUUCCAAUGCGCUCUCCUUUUACGACGGGCCCUCAGUUUUUCGCUCUCUCGUCUGUAUUUAGCUUUUGGGCAAGCCACUUGUAGCCUCUUGUUGCUUCUUGUAGUAGCAAAGUUCAUCAGGCGCGCGUGAAUUCCUAUCAUUGCUCAGUGCUUUUGGAAGCUGUGCUCGUCAGUGAUAAUCGCUACCGCUGUUACCGUGGAUGCUCUGAUCUACCUGCCGACGUUUGUUACCUUCGUGGAAACACGCGAGAGUGUACUUUAGAGAAGUUCGCAAAAUUCAGUAAGCCUUUUUCGGACCUAACCACCGGUGAAAAUUUUGUCCAAUAUAGCUGCAGCCGUACAACAUAUCGGACACUUUCCAUGUAAAUGCUGGGCAUCGGAUAACGACGAUGGAUACCAACAAGUGUGGCUCGAUGUACAAUCUCCAAACGAAACAUUGCCGCCAAUAACUUUCACAAUAAAGAACACAACCAAGCCUAACAAAAUCGUGAUCCGGCCAAAUCGUGAAGUGAACGUUUCAAAAGUGACAACUAAUUAAAUGAACCAAACCGUGUAGUUAGAUCAAAUUAUUUAUUUCACCAAUUCAUUAAAUAUCCUUCUUAUAUUGAUCAUAACUGGUGCAAUUACCCACUCGCCAUCUCGCCGAAUUCUUUCAAAGCAUUGUGUGAUAACUGUAGUCUCGUUUUAAAUAGUAAACGCCUUAUCAAUAACGCUACCAUCUAAUUCGCUGCGAUGUGUUUGUGAAUCUGAAUGACCGCAAAGUCAACUUACAAAAAGUUAGGCAACCCAACAGAAGAGUUCGUAGUUUUGAAUUAGUUAAUUUUGCCGAAUUUUGUGAUACUUGGAUGUGCCUUUCAAGAAUAGUCCCGAAAAAAUUUCUGCUGUAACUGAAAAAAUCGAGCCCGUUACGUUCGAGUUUAGUGUGCAGUAUCAGCAAAUCAAAGUCUGUGCUAUCAGUCAUAAAAGUUUUGUAAACUUCAGUUUAUGUUCUAAAUAAGCAAAAAUAAACUGAAGACUGCUGUGGAUAUAACGGAUAUUACUGUAGUGUAUAAAGAAAUUAUUUGUGCAUUACCGUGGGAGACGAAUAAUUCAAUCAUCGUUAAUAGGAGGACAUCAUGAUUAUGGUAAGCCGGCAAUGAAAGCUUAAUUUUCGCACCUUUCGCUUCUCUUGAUCACGUGUGCCCGUAUUCUGCUGGUAUACAUGUCGAAUGAACCAUGAAGCAGUACCCCGUCGGACGAGCAAUGGAAUGAUACCAUUAGCAACCCAGUUCACCCGUGAUUAUGCUUUAUGCUGCAUUCAUAACUUGCGCUGUUGCUAAGCACAUUAUAGGGUACCGACCCCCGCAAUAAUCACUGUAAUCAUCUUGAGCUUUGGAUUAAACAUCCUUCCCGAGAGCAAAAAGUGAGUGAGAGAGAUAUAUCGCGAGCGAUAUACUGUAGACAGCCACCACGUGCUCGCAAUAUUUUCCUCGGGACAAAAAACGAAUUCCCGAAGGCUCAGCGCGAGGCAACCAAACUGGCUGAAGGAAUAUACAGAUCGACAGCAGUAAAUUGCUUUUAUUUAUAUUGCCGAACAUAAAUCAGAGACGCAUACACACUGAACGAAACGGGCGAAACUUUAACGAGCUGGGCGAAGUCAACGCGCGGCAUGACGUUUCGUUGUGUCCCUUCGUACGACGCCAGCGCUCAAUGGACACUCACGCCGUCCCUUCAAUCGCAGCUGGAGCGGCUCACUAGUCAUGGAGGCAUAGGACUGACGAGUGGUAGUCCGGCAUAUACCACACACACUGGUGGUCACACGGGUCGCAACGGGCCAGCCAGUGGACACGGAGGGAGCCACGGGGGCUCACACGGACCCGGACCCACAAUGCAUCAUCAAACACUGCAAUCAGACUUCCAGCCACCUUACUUUCCACCACCCUUUCAUCACUCUACGCAAAGUCCACCACAGCAACAGAAUCACGGACUCGACUACCUUAGCACAGAUCCCUACGGUCAACCAUUAUCCUCGCUUCAUCACGCACCCCUGCAUCACUACAAUCAACUAGCUGGUCUAAGACCGUCCCAGGAACAGCUUGGACUGCAUCGGUCACAUCGGGAAUCCGAACUACAACAGCACGUGACGCAGCUUUCGCACGGCUUUCCUUACUCGGACCGACGAAGUGAUUACAGCGGAUCUAUUGGUAGCGGAGCAGGAGCAACUCGACUUGGAGCACACGAACACGAUCCACUGUCACUGCACCAGGCGCUACAAAGUGCGGUGGACGAUGGUCAGAACCCGGUGAUAGACGAGAAUGCCGGCUUCAUGAGUGAUUUGCCACUGCUAAAAAAUUUUCCCAUUGCCGAUAUCAAGAAGGAUAGCAGUCAAAUGAAUCUUGGUUCUCCAUCGGAUGUUUUUUGUUCUGUUCCUGGGCGUCUCAGCCUUCUCUCCAGUACCUCUAAGUACAAAGUGACGGUAGCGGAAGUGCAACGACGUCUCGCGCCUCCCGAGUGUCUCAAUGCGUCCCUGCUUGGCGGUGUUUUGCGACGUGCGAAGAGUAAAAACGGAGGAAGACUGUUGAGGGAGAAAUUGGAGAAAAUUGGACUCAAUCUACCUGCAGGACGGCGUAAAGCCGCUAAUGUGACACUGCUCACUUCGCUGGUUGAAGGUGAAGCGAUUCAUUUAGCGCGCGAUUUCGGUUAUGUCUGUGAAACGGAGUUCCCUGCGAGACAAGUGGCUGAGUAUUUAUCCCGACAAUAUUCGGAACCUCAAGAAUCCUACCGAAGAAAGGAGCUUCUAAUCAAUACCAAACAGAUUACAAAGGAGCUCAUGGAUCUGUUAAACCAGGACCGUUCUCCACUGUGCAACACUAGACCACAGCAUAUUUUGGAUCCCUCAAUACAACGACAUUUGACACACUUUUCACUCAUCUCUCAUGGCUUUGGUUCUCCAGCCAUUGUAGCAGCACUGACAGCAAUUCAGAAUUUUCUUAACGAAUCCAUCAAGCAUCUUGACAAGAUGUACCCCGGAAACGGUGGCAGCAUGGUCACAUCCUCGCUAGACAAAAACAAAAUGGACAACGAGAAGAAAUGACAGUUAUAAAAUUAUCUGUUCACUAAAAUUGAACGAUUUUAGUCGAGCGGUGCGGUGCGGCGGAUGAUUUAAACUAAAAUCCAAUAUUGUAGAAGAGUCCAAAAUGUAGAAGCUUCAAAAAAUCGUUGUUUCAAACUCUGUAAAAAGCGAACGCAAAUAUUGUGAUGUAUAAAGAGAACAAAAACCGCAUAUAGCGUAAGAACAAGUAAAACAAGUUACACUAUGAGAUUUCAAGUUAAAUUGAUUAUAAUUAAAUUAUGAUUGAUCACCACGCGAAUGCUCGAAAGUCUGCACGUCUCAUCUCUCGGUGUUUUCAAUAUAUUUAACUGUAAUCAAUUGAAAGCAUAAUCAUAAGGUAUUGUUUCAUAUUUUAUGUUCAUUUUGUGAUAGACUAUUGUUUAAUAUUAAACUUCAUGUAGGAUUCAGCAUAUGUACUUUUACAUUUGAAUUGAGGAGUGAAUUCCAGAAGCAAAUUGCCAAACAUGCAAUCACAGUAUGAAUGACUGACAAGAGCACUUAUUAAAAUUUUAUAUUUAUUGUUUACAUUUAAGCUCAUUAUUGACAAAAGAGCCGACGAGGCCUAUAUUUGUGAAGCCUAGUGCCAAAAUAAAUGCUACGACACGAACUUGUCCGAACAAGUCCUCUGAUCGCCAUAAUUUUUACUCAAAUGUGCCAACUAUCUGCUCAAAAUUGAAUUGUCUGCCAGCCCAUGCCCCCUUCGAGUGCCAUGUUUUCAAUUGACUUAAAAAAUCUUUGUCAGCCAUAUUUGUUACAUUUUUUACUCUAUUACAAGUUUCAAAAUCCUUUUCAUGAAAUAUCAAUUAUUCGAUACAGGAUAGUGAGUCAUAAUGAUACAACCACGGGUUUUCCUUCCAUUUGUCGUCACAAAGUCAUUUCAUUGUAAACUUUCGUAGCAUAAUUUACGUAAAUUAUUAAAAAAAACAUGACGCUUUUGCUUUGCAGAAGUUUGUUGUAUAUGUACAAAAUUCGAUUAGUAUAAAAUAUUACAUUUCAACACUAAAUUAAAAACUGCAUCAAGAUUAGUCCGAAACCGUAAUUGCGCACAGUUUCUACAUGUUUGUACAUUCGAUCCCAUUUGAAAACAUACAUAUAAGCAAAGUUUUCUUCAUUCACAAGUUAGUAAAAAUACAAAUUACAAAAAUCCCAAAAUCAACAACCAAUCCAACAGGGUGCGUGUUUUGUAAAACAAAAAAUCGCUAAUUGGUUGCCACGAAAAAAGUAUUAUAAAUCAUAAAAUGCUGGACCGAUAUAGAAAAAUUGAGAAAUUCAAUUCAAAUCACAAAAUUGUAAAGUGAUCGGUAUAAGAGCAAAUUUCAGAAGUAUUAUAAAUUUAA